Molecule: messenger RNA, 3455 nt
Organism: Closterium sp. NIES-67
Lineage: Eukaryota; Viridiplantae; Streptophyta; Zygnematophyceae; Desmidiales; Closteriaceae
Source: the annotation of a GenBank genome assembly
ACCAGCAGGUUGGAUGGUAGUGUGCUGGCAGGUCUAACUAGCGCUUAGCCGUCCUAUACUUCCUGCAACGAAGGCCUCGGCUUAAUCACUAAACCAUAGCGGGACUGGCCAACGGUAUCGUUCUCUGCGUUCACUCUCGAAUGCUUGAUCCGUAGUUGAUCGCAUUCAGCGAUUGGUGAAGGCGAGCGGUCAAUGGACGGGACCUUCUGCUGAGCAGGACUAUCCCGUUCGAACUAGAUCAUCGAGUUGACAGAGAGGCGAUCGGAUAUCGUAUGCCAAAAUGUUGUCGGGGUUCUCUAAGAUCCUCGCGAGCACCGCCGCUUCGAUUGAGAAGACGGUCCAGAGCACGGUACAGGAGGUCACAGGGCCCAAGGCGCUAGCUGACUAUGACCUCGGCGAGCAGAUCGGGUCGGGCGGGCCGGGCAUGCUGUGGAAGCUGUACCGCGCGACGCCCAAGAGCAAGGCGCAGCAGACGGUGACGUCGGAGGUGUGCGUGUGGUUCCUCGACAAGAAGGAGCUCUCGGAGGAGCGCUCGCACCGCGGCAUGAGCAAGGCGGCGGAGGAUCGGCUGCUGGACAUCUUCCGCGCGGACGCGAAGGUGCUGCAGAAGCUGCGGCACCCGGGCAUCGUGCGCGUGGUGGAGGCGCUGGACGAGAGCAAGUGGGCCAUGGCCAUGGUCACCGAACCCGUCUUCUCCUCCCUCGGCAACGCCCUCGGCAACCUCGAGAACCUCGCCACCAUCCCUCACGAGCUCGAGAAACUGGAGUUGGGGCAGCUGGAGAUAAAGCACGGGCUGAUGCAGCUGGCGGAGACGCUGAGCUUCAUCCACCGCAACGCCAACAUCAUCCACCGCGGCAUCAACCCCGAGACGGUGUUCAUCACCAAGAACGGCGGGUGGAAGCUGGCCGGCUUUGGCUUCUCCGUGCCCGCUGACGACCAGCCCGACCCCGAUGAGCCCGCCUUCCUCUACCCCGACUUUGACGUGGACGACCAGGUGCUGCCGCUGCAGCCGCUGCUGGACUACGUGGCACCGGAGCUGACGCGCCGAGCCACCAUCAACCGAGCCUCCACUUCGGCGUCCAAGGACGCGCGGGCGAGCGUGGACGUGUUCUCGCUGGCGCUGCUGGCCUUCCAGCUCAUCGCGCGGCGCCGCCUCAUCCACGCCAACAACAACCUGCGCACCUACAACAACCGCGUGGCGGGGCUGCGGAGCGAGUCGCUGGCGGGCAUCCCCAUGGACCUCGAGACCGACCUGCGCCGCAUGCUCGCCCCUGAACCAGCCGCCCGCCCCACCGCCUCAGAGUUCGCCGCGUCGCCCUUCUUCACUGAGGACAUGCGCCUGAGAGCACUCAGAUUCCUCGACCAAAUGAUUGGACGGGACAACAACGCGCGGGUGGAGUUCCUGAAGUCGCUGGCGUCCAUCUGGGCGGGCUUUGACUCGCGCGUGCUGCGCUUCAAGGUGCUGCCCGCGCUGCUGGAGGAGCUCAAGAACCCCGCCACGCAGCUGCUCGCGCUGCCCUGGGUGCUCGAGGUGGCGGAGGCGCAGGACGCGCAGGACUUUGAGCUGCGCACGCAGACGCUGCUGCUGCCGGCCAUGGAGCACGCGGGGGGCGACGUGCUGCUGCUCUUCAUGAAGCACCUCCCCGCCCUCGUCAGCAAGGUGUCCCCCGCGGUGCUGAUGUCGCACGUGCUGCCCAUGAUCGUGCGCGCCUACGAGGACCCAGACCCGCGGCUGCAGGAGGAGACGCUGCGGCGGUCGGCGGUGCUGGUGCAGUCGCUGGACUUCGAGAUCGUGCGCUCCAUCAUCAUGCCGCGCGUGCACAUGCUCGCCCUCCGCACCUCCGUUGCUGCCGUGCGGGUGCAGGCGCUGAUCUGUCUGGGCGACCUGAUCCCCAACCUGGACAAGGCGGCCGUGAUGGACAUCCUGCAGACGUGCGUGCGCUGCGCUGCUGUCGACCGCUCGCCGCCCACACUCAUGUGCAUCGUCGGCAUCGCUGACAUCAUUCAGAGGCAGUACGGCAUCGAGUUCGCGGCGGAGCACAUCCUGCCGCUGCUGUGCCCCAUGCUGGUGGUGCAGCAGCUCACCGGCCCGCAGUUCGCUCGCUUCCUCAAACUCAUCAUGGACGUCCUCACCAAGAUCCAGGACAAGCGCGGAGUGAGUUUGAGUGAGGCGGACUCCAUAUCGCUCGACCUCGCCUCCAUGGGCAUCUCCACCCCCUCAGACGCCACGGUCGCCUUCGAUGACAGCGCCAAGCCUGCAUGGGACUCGCAACCAGACUGGUCCAAGGCACCUGCCUCCUCCGCUCCCCCCUCCUCCUCCGCCCCCUCCUUCCCUGACCCCUUUGCCUCUGCCCCCCCCAUGUCCUCCACGCCCUCCGCCUCGCCCGCCUUCGGUGCCUCUGACCCCUUCGCCUCCUCCUCUCUCCCCGCUGCACCUUCCUCCAGUCUCGCUUCCCUGGCUGCCAAGCCCGCAGGUGGUAUAGGGGGCAUUGGCGGGGGUGGUUUGGGGGGCAUAGGGGGAGGUGGCAUUGGUGGCAGCAGUGGCAUAGGCGGUGGCGGUAUGGGGGUUGUUGGCAUGGGCAUGGGAGGGGGGCUAGGGGCACCAUCUAUGGGAGGGUCACUGGGAGGAGGGCUAGGAGGAGGCACAGGGUUCGGUGGGGGUCUGGGAGGAAGCGCAGCAGGAGGAGCAGGAGGGAGUGGUAUGAGUGGCAUGGGCUCUGUGUCGCUGCAGUCAGACCCCAAUGACCCCUUCGCUGACUGGCCUCCCAGAAAACCGCAGGCAGGACAGGGGUCCAUGGCAGCAGCACCAGCAGCAGCGGCAGCAAUGGGUGCUCCAGCGCGUCCCCUGGGCGGAGUGUCCAAGGCCAGUGGGCCGCUGGACAUGGACGACUGGGGCGGCAGCUCCUUCCAGUCUGCCGCCCAGCCACCUGCCGCUGCCACGGGCAUGGGGGGCAUGGCAGGAGCAGGCAUGGGCAUGGGCAUGGGCGGAGGUAUGGGAGCGGGCAUGGGAAUGGGCAUGGCCCGGCCUAUGGGUGGUGGUGGCAUGGCUCCAGGGUUUGGGGCCUUCCCCACUGCUCCCAUGGCUCCCAUGGCUGCUAUGGUUGCUCCCCCUGCUGCUGCUGGUGCUGUGUAUGGCGGCAUGCGCUUUGCUCCCCCCCCCUCGCAAGGCUUCCCUGCCCCCCCUGCUUCUGUGGGCAUGGUGGGGGGCUUCACUCCCCCUCAACGCCCCGCUGCCCCCCCCAAUCCGGAGGCGCUAUGCUGGACUUGUUGUGAUGCACGGGGUAACCACAGGAGUGUUAACGCCCACUCUGCCUGACAGGCAAAGAAAGUCAACCCUGGAAGCAUGGGCCCUCAGGUGGUGUGGUAGAAGCCUUGUGCUGGUUUAGUAUAAAUCUAGGUACAGCCCAAACACCUGUCCCCAUGUAGAAAGGUACCAGUUUUGUACUCAAAAACGC